AUGGCCGUACGAAAUACUUUCUGUCGGAAAGUUGCGUUCAAUACUACUAUAAGAGGCUCAAGAUCCAUAAGCUCCCACACCGAGGACACCACCAAUGUGUGGAAAUUGAACGUUGAAGACGACAUCCGGUACUGGACUGGCUACCUUUCCACCAGACCAAAGUACACGACCGAGUUCUAUGACCUCAUUUAUGCCUAUCACGAUGCACAUAGCAAUUGUUCCAAUCUGGCGCAUGACGUGGGUGCCGGACCAGGUCAGGUCUCAGCGAAGCUUGCCAAGAGAUUCAAACAUGUGGUUGUUAGCGAUAACAAUCCAAACCAUGUCGAUUUCGCGCUCUACCAGCUUAAAAGCCAGCAGGGUCAUCCUGGAGACUCAUCCUUCUCCUUCAAAGUCGCCAGAGGUGAGGAACUAGGCGGGCAGUACGCAAGCGGUUCGGCGGACUUGGUGGUGUGCGCACUCACUUUCCCGCUUCUAGAUACUGAGGCUGCACUGCGAAGCUUCCACACGCUCCUUAAACCCGGGAGCACACUAGCAAUCUGGUUUUAUGGACGAGCACACUUUGCAGAGCCCGAGUACGCGUCUCGCUGUCAACCUCUUCUGGAUACGAUAACUGAUCAUCACUUUCGACGCGUGAUUCAAGCUGACAAUAUGGCGCCUGCCACCCGCGCGAGUUGGAAGCGAACGGCCGAUGGCAUCGCUAGCUGGUUGGACUAUAUACCUUUCCAUGAGUCUGACUGGAUUGACGUUGAGCGCCGGAAGUGGAAUUCAAGCUGGACAACAAUGGGCUUCUUCACGAAUCGGGCGUGUGGGUUUCCAGUGGAGCCAGUUAGUCGAGUUACGCCGCGGGAGAAAGUGCUAGAGAUCGAGGACCCUGAACUUUGGCGAAAAGACUGGACGGUGGAUCAAUUAAAGUCCUUUGCCAAUCACAUCUUCCCUUUUCCCUAUAUCGAUGAGGAGUCGGUGCGGCCGGUAUGGAAGCGGCUGCAAUGGGAAAUGGGAGGGGCACACGCCAAGCGAGCCUUCUCCUGGCCAGUAGCGCUAACAUUGGCGUCAAAACGUUGA
This is a messenger RNA of Penicillium chermesinum, 1062 nucleotides long. Its product is annotated as class I SAM-dependent methyltransferase. Bases 1 to 1062 code for a protein of 353 amino acids. NCBI's taxonomy places the organism in Eukaryota, Fungi, Ascomycota, Eurotiomycetes, Eurotiales, Aspergillaceae. The record is from RefSeq and is a predicted model, not a curated record. The transcript has a single exon. Gene Ontology annotation, molecular function: S-adenosylmethionine-dependent methyltransferase activity.